AUGCAUUCCCUGAGAAAGGAGACCCGUACAUUGCAAGACCUUGAAUUCCACUCUGAGAACUUUCAGCAGCUCCAGGCCCUCAUAUUUGCUGUGGAGGAGAUUAACAAGAACCCCAGUAUUCUCCCCAAUAUUACUCUGGGGUUUCAAGUGUUUGAUUCAUGUAACGUGUUACAGAAAGACUUGGAAGGAACAUUACAAGCUUUAACGGGAUACAGUUGGCCCAUCCCCAAUUACCGGUGUCUAGAUAGUACUCUAGCUGCAGUCAUUGGGCCCUAUGUUUCUACACCAUCAAUAAUGUUGGCUCAUAUUUUGGGGCUGUUAAGAUACCCUCAGGUCAGCCACUCCUCAACCACUUCUCUCCUGAGCAACAGGAAAACUUUCCCCUCUUUUUUCAGGACUGUUCCAAGUGAUGCUUUUCAGUCGAAAGGAAUAGGAAAGCUGGUGCUGCUCUUUGGUUGGACCUGGGUGGGUCUAUUGGCUUUAGACAACGAUUAUGGUCAGAUAGGAAUUCAGUUGGUCAAACAGGAAAUUAUCAAAGCUGGAGCAUGUGUGGCCUUCAGUGAAACCAUCAUCAUGAGUCAGCCAGACCGUAAUGCUAAACACAUAGUUAAGGUCAUUAAGGAAUCGACAGCCACUACCAUAAUUAUCUUCUCCCUUCCUGCUGAUUUGGCUCCUAUUCUGGAAGAAAUGUUGAGACAGAACAUCUACAAUAAAAUGUUGGUUGGUUGCCAUGGAUGGUCCGCUUCCAGUUUAUUUUCUGAUGGCAAAUAUUCAAAGAUUGUCUCUGGCACUAUUGGUUUGGCCUUUAGCAGUGGGACAAUUCCAGGGUUUAGAGAGUUCCUUAACAAAGCCCAUCCUUUCAGAGGGAUAGCAAAACCCUGGCUGAAGCUACUUUGGGAGGACACAUUCUCCUGCCAGUUCCUAGAUAAAACAAACUCUACAGGCCCAAAGGAAGUGCCUACAAAAGAGUGCACAGGAGAAGAAAGCCUAGAAAGUAUCAAUAAUAACUACAAUGAUGUCUCAAGUUUAAGGAGAACGUACAAUAUAUAUACUGCAACACAUAUAGUGGCCAAAGCUUUGGAAGACCUGAAAAACUGCAACAACGGAUACGAUAUGAUCCCAGACAAAACGUGUUUGGAUAUUUUGCAUUUUCAGCCAUGGCAGCUUUUAAAGUACAUAAAGAAGGUGAGGAUCAUGUUGAACAGCGGUAGGGAGCUUUUUUUUGACAAAAAUGGAGAUAUCCCUGCAAUCUAUGAUGUUGUGAAUCGGAAGCUGAGCCCAGAUGGCACCACAAAGCAAGUUAAGGUCGGCAGUUAUGACUCUACAGCAUUUUUUGGUCAAGUCCUCACUAUCAACACAAGCGCCAUCUCGUGGGGCACAGAAGACCAACAGAUCCCUGUCUCAGUCUGUAGCCAGAGCUGCCCCCCAGGUUUCAGGAAGGCGCCCCUAAGUGGGAAACCAGCCUGCUGCUUCCAGUGUAUCCCGUGUCCCCACGGAGAGAUCUCCAAUACUACAGACUCUGUUGACUGUAUGAAAUGUUCAUGGGAUGAAUGGCCGAACCUGAGGAAAUCUAAAUGCAUCGAAAAGAACAUAGAGUACCUCUCCUAUGAUGAUCCUUUGGGGGCAGCCUUGACAACUACAGGCAUUGUGUCCACCUUGGUUCCAGUUUUAAUCUUAAGACUUUUCAUUACUUAUAAAGAAACUCCAAUCAUGAAAGCCAAUAACUAUUCUUUAAGUUGUCUUCUUCUGGUCUGUCUGUCCCUCUGCUUCCUCUGCUCUUUGGCUUUUAUUGGUUACCCUCAACAUGAAAAAUGCCUUCUCCGCCAAGCUGCAUUUGGUUUGGUGUUUACCCUCUGCAUCUCUUGCAUUUUGGCCAAAACUAUUUUGGUGGUUCUUGCCUUUAUGGCCACAAAACCUGGCAGCAAACUGAGAAAAUGGACCAGUCGCUCAGUGUCCUACAUGUUCAUUUCCAUUUGUUUCUUUGUACAGUUUCUCUUAUGCUUGGUAUGGCUGCUCAGAGCACAUCCUUUUACAGAAUACAACAUUCAACUUAGACCAGACCUCAUCAUUGUUGAAUGUAACAAUGGUUCUCCUACAGCUUUCUGGAGUGUACUAGGGUAUCUUGGUCUUCUGGCCACCAUCAGUUUUAUUGUUGCAUUUUUUGCCAGAAGGCUCCCUGGGAACUUUAAUGAGGCCAAAUUCAUCACCUUUAGCAUGCUGGCCUUCCUCAGUGUAUGGGUGUCCUUUAUUCCAGCCUAUCUCAGUGCACAUGGGAAAUAUACAGAGGCAAUGGAGAUCUUUGCUAUCCUGUCUUCUAGUUGGGCCUUAAUUGGGUGCAUGUUUAUCCCUAAAUGCUACAUCUUACUCUUCAGACCCAACAUGAACUCCAAGAUACAGCUCAUAAAAAGACCGUAG
Xenopus tropicalis (tropical clawed frog) is the source of this 2415-nucleotide messenger RNA. RefSeq names its product extracellular calcium-sensing receptor. Gene Ontology annotation, cellular component: cell periphery; plasma membrane; membrane. Gene Ontology annotation, molecular function: G protein-coupled receptor activity. NCBI's taxonomy places the organism in Eukaryota, Metazoa, Chordata, Amphibia, Anura, Pipidae. Bases 1 to 2415 code for a protein of 804 amino acids. Gene Ontology annotation, biological process: G protein-coupled receptor signaling pathway. The record is from RefSeq and is a predicted model, not a curated record. The transcript is spliced from 6 exons.